AAAAUGUCAGCCCCUUUUCGUAACCAAAUUCGGUUGUUGGCUGAAGAAGCCGAUGAUAUCCUAAAUAAUCAAAAAUCAUUUGCCCUCCCUGUCCAAACUGGAAGCAUUUCUCAAUAUCAUACCCAAAUUCGCACCCUAAUUAAUUCAUUAGAUACUGAAUCACAAAAUGCAACAGAAAUUUACAACGAUAUCAAUCGCCAAAAUGAUCUUUGGAUGGGUGUCAGAACGUCAAUGACGGGAGCCGAACGAAUAGCAGAUAAUCCCAUAUAUGAUGAAUUUGUACAAGAUGUGCCCUACCCAACUACAAUCCGUAAUUUAAAGAAAUAUAUUAACAAACUACGCACAGAAAAGGCAACUUUAUCUGAAAACCUUCCCGACCCUUCCAAAUCCACUGAUACUUUAUUUCAUCUACCCAAACUAUCACUUCCCAAAUUUAGUGGGAAAUGUAUCGAAUUCACCUCCUUUUGGAACUCAUUUCGCGCUGGGGUCCAUGAUAUUCCAAAUCUUUCAGACGCUGUUAAAUUUAAUUACCUCAAGGAAUGUCUGGAUGGACCGGCACUUUUAUUAAUAAAAUCCCUUCCAUUAACUGAUGCUUCUUAUCACGAGGCAAUUCGACUUUUACGGGAAAAUUAUGGAAAUGCCAAUGAAAUUAACAGAACCCUUCUGCAUUCAAUACGUAAAUUGCCCAUAGUUCAUUCAAAUAAUGGCCCCGAAACCCUUUGUAUGGAACUACGAGCUUUCGUAGACCAAUUAGAACUAUUAUAUUUACAAAUGCUUGAACAAGAAUUUGACAUAAAUACCCUUUCCGUGCAAAUGGAGUUAGAAUCAAAACUCCCUCCCCUUAUUUUGGAAGAAAUUUUUAAGGCUAAGGAUGAAUAUGGAGAUGAAUGGCAGACUGAUCAACUUAGGACAACACUAAAACAAAUAUUGAAGCGCAAAGAAGGCAUAAAAUCAUUAAAGGAUCAAAAGAAAGAAUUGAAUAUACCAGAAGCAACACGUUUUUCACCCAGAUCCCCACGAAAUAAUUGGACUAAUGAAAGUUCUCCGCCUCACACACCUAACUCCUCUUUAACAUUUUUUACUACUCGUAAUAAUUUGCCAACGUCCAGAUCAAGAUUUCCAUGCGUAUUUUGUAACCAAUUCUCCCACCUUUCAAACGCAUGUACACAAUAUCCAAACCUACAAACACGUACAUCCCGUUUGCGAGAAAAGGGACUGUGUUUUAAAUGUUUUAAAAAUAACCACCAAUCAAUGAACUGUCCCCGUCCUAUUAAAUGUACCUUUUGUCAAAACAAUCACCCAAGAGCUAUUUGCAGAGCUCUAUUUAAUUCACCCCAAAAUAACACAAACGCUUUUAACAAUUCACGGUACAAUACCAAUAAUUCAAAUCGUACUAAUUUACAAUUUCCUUAUCAAACCAAUUAUUCACAACCCCAACCUUCACAAAUACCAUCACUAUUUGCUAGCACAUCUUCACAAAAUUUUAAUGAAUUUCCCGCAAGUCAGAAUCAUUCAAAAUAUAAAAAUGAACAACAGCCAUCGCCAAACCCAGAAACAAAAACUAUUGGCCCCGCCCAAAUAAAUACUUCAUCACGGUAUGUUUACCCUCGAAAACCAAAUUCAAGCCCACCGAUACUGCUUAAAUGUAUUAGAGUAGAGUUCUUCAAUCCGACUUACCCGUCGAAACGUAGUACAGGCUUUUUAAUGUUAGAUGAUGCUAGUACCCACUCCUACAUACAAAAGUCCGAAGCAAUUUCAUUAGGACUAAAUAUGAAACCCACUACAGUUAAUUUAGGAGUAUUCAGCAAUCCCUCAUGUCAAACGACCACCACCUUCUCUACUGAAUUUGGCUUAAAACUUAUAGACGGCCGAUCCAUUUACAUUAAUGCUUGUACAAUUAAUCAUUUAACACAACCCACAAAAUAUAUUCCCCCAUUUUUUGAGAUAAUAAAUAGCACUUCCGAAUUUUUGCCUCCCGCCGAAAUAAUAUACCCAGUAAUAUUAUUAGGAAGUGAUUACUAUUAUGAUCUUGAACCCACCCCAAUAAAAAAGCUUCCAUCGGGAUAUACUUUAGUUAGCACUCUUCUUGGCCCUAUUGUGGCCGGUAAACCGUACUCACCUAGUAAUAGUCUAAUCCACAAUACUAAUUUUUGCUCCCAAAUCGAUGAUCAAAUACAACAAUUUCUUUCCCUAGAAGGAGUCGGUAUAAAAGAGGAUCCCGGGGAAAACUCUGAAGACAAGGUAUCAACCCAAUUCGUUAAAGACAUCAAAUUUGUUGACGGGCGUUAUGAAAUAAAGUUCCCGUUUAAAACCGAUCCAGCCCAUUUGCCAAUACCAACGAAUUUUCCUCUAUGUUACGGACGCUUGCGUUCUAACAGCUCCAAUUGGGAAUAA
Molecule: messenger RNA, 2394 nt
Organism: Meloidogyne enterolobii
Lineage: Eukaryota; Metazoa; Nematoda; Chromadorea; Rhabditida; Meloidogynidae
Source: the annotation of a GenBank genome assembly